UUGACACGAGCGGAGCGAGUGUUUAAUAAACGAGUGACUUAAAAAGUUUACUGAAUGUGUUGCAUACUAUACUUUUUUUACGAGCGUUAGUUUUUGGGUACAUUUUCGCAAAACAACACGAAUACAUUCACUGACAUGACUGUCAGAAUUGACAAACGUCAAAAUUUAAAGUGUGGGAAAUAUUUCCAAAAACAUCCGAUUGCUCCUAAACCCGUGCGGUAAAAUCUCGAAGUGACUCCGAUUUGUGGGAAACGAAACUGACGUGACGGGAGUAGAAAAAAAAUAAACCAGCUCAGUUGUAGUGGUAAAUUGGUUGGUGUCAGUACCACCUUAAAAAGAAGAAAAAGAAAACGAAAAAAAAAACUAACCAAAACUAGUUUGAGGUUAUUGAGGCCAUUUUUAUUUAUUAUUGAAAUAAACAAAGUGGAGUGAUGUCGACGGCGGUUUGAAACUGCCAACUCAUUUUAUAAUGCCACCGAAAAAAUCGGGAGCAAAACCGUCUAAAUCAAGCAAAGGGGAAGACUCCGGAGAUAAAGGUUCCAAAGAGAAGAAAGGUGGAACCACUGUCAAAGUUAGACAUAUUUUAUGUGAAAAACAGAGCAAAUGUCUAGAAGCCCUUGAAAAGUUAAAAGCGGGUCAGAAGUUUUCUGAUGUCGCAGCGGCCUAUAGCGAGGACAAGGCGCGAUCUGGCGGCGACCUUGGUUGGAUGAUUAGGGGAUCCAUGGUGGGACCUUUUCAAGACGCAGCGUUCGAUUUGCCUAUAUCGACCGUCAACAGUCCUAUUUAUACAGAUCCACCUGUGAAAACUAAAUUCGGAUAUCAUAUAAUAAUGGUGGAGGGGAAGAAAUGA
Messenger RNA from Cylas formicarius (sweet potato weevil), 850 nucleotides. RefSeq names its product peptidyl-prolyl cis-trans isomerase NIMA-interacting 4. The coding region runs from base 470 to 850 and encodes 126 amino acids. Gene Ontology annotation, biological process: rRNA processing. The record is from RefSeq and is a predicted model, not a curated record. Gene Ontology annotation, molecular function: DNA binding; peptidyl-prolyl cis-trans isomerase activity. Lineage: Eukaryota; Metazoa; Arthropoda; Insecta; Coleoptera; Brentidae. The transcript has 3 exons.